AUGCCCGCAAAAGGGGGCUGGAUGGCUUGGUCCGCCAAAAAGAAGGCUCUCAUCUUCGGUUCUAUCGGUCUUCUGAUUAUCGCUCUGGGUAUCGGACUGGGGGUUGGCCUCGGACUAGGACUGAAGAACAGUGGCGGAGGUGGUGAAAAUGAAGGAAGUGGAGGAAGUGGAAAUGGUGGAACAGGAACAGACACUGGAAGCGGCAAUGGCAAUGGAAAUGGCACGACAGGAGGAAACACCACAGCAAUAUGGCAACCGGAAGUGGGAACCAAAUGGCAGAUCGAGCUGCUUUACGUUUUGAACGACACAUCAGUAGACGCGGACAUCUACGACAUUGACCUCUUCAACAAUCCAAACUCAACAAUCAAAAAACUUCAAGAGAUGGGACGCAAAGUGAUCUGCUAUUUCUCAGCAGGUACCUAUGAGGACUGGCGCAAUGAUGCAGAUGAAUUCAAGACCUCCGAUCUGGGAGCCAGUCUUGAUGAUUGGCCUGGCGAGCAAUGGCUCGACACAAACUCGGAAAACGUGCGGAAGAUCAUGCGACAGCGUCUCGACCUGGCUCAAGCAAAGGGCUGUGAUGGUGUUGAUCCUGACAACAUCGACGGAUACAACAAUAAGAAUGGUCUCGGAUUAACCAAGGAUGACGCCAUCAGUUAUGUAAAGUGGCUUGCUUCACAGACACAUGGUCGAAACAUGUCACUCGGGCUGAAGAAUGGUGGUGCCAUUAUUGACUCGGUCAUUGACAAGAUGCAGUGGUCGGUGAAUGAGCAAUGUGCCGUUUAUGAAGAAUGUGAUAUUUACUCGGCCUUCAUCAAUGCCAGCAAACCGGUUUUCCACAUCGAGUACCCCAAGGGAGAUGAUACUAACAGCAACAAUAAAGUAUCAACGAAGCAACUGAAUUCGGCUUGCAAUGCCGCUAGCUCCGGCAGUUUUUCUACGGUCAUCAAGAAUAUGGACCUGGAUAGUUGGGUCGAAUACUGCUGA
Messenger RNA from Penicillium longicatenatum, 984 nucleotides. Its product is annotated as endo alpha-1,4 polygalactosaminidase. The transcript has a single exon. Lineage: Eukaryota; Fungi; Ascomycota; Eurotiomycetes; Eurotiales; Aspergillaceae. The record is from RefSeq and is a predicted model, not a curated record. Bases 1 to 984 code for a protein of 327 amino acids.